AUGAGCCUCCUCGGGAGCUACCGGAAAAAGACCAGCAACGAUGGUUAUGAAUCCUUGCAGCUGGUGGACAGUAACGGGGACCUAAGUGCGGGGAGCGGCGGGGGAGGCGGCAAACAGAGAGUGAACGCCGGGGCGGCAGCGGCGCGGAGUCCCGCCCGACAGCCUCAGGACCGCGCCAGCACCAUGGACAGCUCAGGUGCCUCGUCUCCAGACAUGGAGCCCAGCUAUGGCGGAGGUCUUUUUGACAUGGUGAAAGGAGGGGCAGGGAGGCUCUUUAGCAACCUAAAGGACAACUUGAAAGACACUCUCAAAGACACGUCUUCCAGAGUUAUACAAUCUGUUACCAGCUACACGAAGGGAGAUUUAGACUUCACUUAUGUUACCUCCAGAAUUAUUGUGAUGUCGUUUCCUCUGGACAGUGUUGACAUAGGAUUCAGGAAUCAGGUUGAUGAUAUUCGAAGCUUUCUGGAUUCCAGACAUCUUGACCACUACACGGUGUACAAUCUGUCGCCCAAGUCUUAUCGAACUGCCAAGUUUCAUAGCAGGGUCUCAGAAUGCAGUUGGCCCAUCAGGCAGGCCCCCAGCCUGCACAACCUCUUUGCUGUGUGUCGGAAUAUGUAUAACUGGCUACUGCAGAAUCCCAAAAACGUCUGUGUUGUCCACUGCUUGGAUGGACGGGCAGCAUCAUCGAUUCUGGUUGGUGCUAUGUUCAUUUUCUGUAAUCUCUACUCUACUCCUGGCCCAGCCGUUCGAUUGCUCUAUGCAAAGCGACCAGGAAUUGGACUUUCACCAUCCCACAGGAGGUACCUGGGCUACAUGUGUGACCUCUUAGCAGACAAACCCUACCGCCCUCACUUCAAGCCUCUCACAAUUAAGUCGAUCACUGUCAGUCCAGUUCCUUUUUUCAACAAACAAAGAAAUGGAUGUCGCCCUUACUGUGAUGUACUGAUUGGAGAAACCAAAAUAUAUACAACCUGUGCAGAUUUUGAACGAAUGAAGGAAUACCGUGUCCAAGAUGGAAAAAUCUUCAUUCCUUUGAGCAUCACUGUGCAAGGAGAUGUGGUUGUUUCCAUGUAUCACUUGAGGUCAACAAUUGGAAGCCGGCUACAGGCUAAGGUGACCAACACUCAAAUAUUUCAGCUUCAGUUUCAUACUGGAUUCAUUCCACUGGACACAACAGUUUUAAAGUUCACCAAGCCUGAGUUGGAUGCAUGUGAUGUACCAGAAAAAUAUCCUCAGCUAUUUCAGGUAACUCUGGAUGUAGAACUACAGCCGCACGACAAAGUGAUGGAGCUAACCCCACCGUGGGAACAUUACUGCACAAAAGAUGUCAACCCCAGCAUCCUCUUCUCUUCUCACCAGGAGCAUCAAGAUACUUUGGUCUUAGGAGGACAGGCUCCAAUAGAUAUCCCUCCAGAUAAUCCCAGACAUUUUGGGCAAGGUGGCUUCUUUUCCACUCUCUGCUGGCAAGAUCAGAAAUCAGAGAAGUCAUUCUGCGAGGAGGACCAUGCCGCCCUAGUGAAUCAGGAGAGUGAGCAGUCAGAUGAUGAACUUCUGACGCUGUCCAGCCCACACGGCAACGCCAAUGGUGACAAACCUCAUGCAGCCAGAAAGCCCAGCAAAAAGCAGCAGGAGCCAGCUGCCCCUGCACCCCCUGAGGAUGUGGAUCUUCUGGGUCUAGAAGGGUCUGCAGUGAGUAAGAACUUCUCUUCGCCGGCGGCUCCUCCCUCCAAUUCUGAACUUCUGAGUGACCUGUUUGGAGGCGGAGGUGCAGCCGGUCCCGUCCAGUCUGGACAGUCAGGGGUGGAUGAUGUGUUUCACCCGAGCGGACCUGCAUCCACCCAGUCCACACCACGCCGAUCUGCCACCUCCACCUCUGCAUCGCCAACACUGAGAGCAGGAGAAGGUGCCACCUUUGACCCAUUUGGAGCACCUUCUAAACCAUCAGGUCAAGAUUUGCUGGGUUCUUUUUUGAACACAGCCAGUGCUUCCAGUGACCCCUUUCUUCAGCCUACGAGGAGUCCUUCUCCUACAGUGCAUGCUUCUAGUACCCCUGCUGUGAACAUUCAGCCAGAUGUUUCAGGAGGCUGGGACUGGCAUACCAAACCAGGAGGUUUUGGAAUGGGAAGCAAAUCAGCUGCCACCAGCCCAACAGGCUCCUCACAUGGUACUCCCACCCAUCAAAACAAACCCCAGACUCUGGACCCUUUUGCUGACCUUGGCACAUUAGGUGGUUCUUCAUUUGCCAGCAAACCUUCCACACCAACUGGAUUGGGUGGUGGAUUUCCACCUCUCAGCUCGCCACAGAAAGCAUCUCCCCAGCCCAUGGGUGGGGGGUGGCAGCAGGGAGGGGGCUACAACUGGCAGCAGACACAGUCCAAGCCACAGUCCAGCAUGCCCCACUCCUCUCCCCAGAACCGGCCCAACUACAACGUGAGCUUCUCAUCCAUGCCUGGGGGCCAGAACGAACGUGGGAAAGCAGCAGCUAAUUUGGAGGGGAAACACAAAGCAGCUGACUUUGAAGACCUGCUCUCUGGUCAAGGUUUUAAUGCUCACAAAGACAAAAAGGGACCUCGAACAAUAGCUGAGAUGAGAAAGGAGGAAAUGGCUAAGGAGAUGGAUCCUGAGAAAUUAAAGAUUCUAGAAUGGAUUGAAGGCAAAGAGAGGAAUAUCAGAGCCCUUCUGUCCACAAUGCACACUGUGCUGUGGGCUGGGGAGACUAAGUGGAAGCCAGUUGGCAUGGCAGACCUGGUCACCCCGGAGCAGGUGAAGAAGGUGUACAGGAAGGCUGUGCUAGUGGUGCACCCGGAUAAAGCUACUGGGCAACCCUAUGAACAAUAUGCAAAGAUGAUUUUCAUGGAGCUCAAUGAUGCCUGGUCAGAAUUUGAAAAUCAAGGCCAAAAGCCCUUGUAUUAA
Messenger RNA from Budorcas taxicolor (takin), 2916 nucleotides. RefSeq names its product DnaJ heat shock protein family (Hsp40) member C6 (gene DNAJC6). Lineage: Eukaryota; Metazoa; Chordata; Mammalia; Artiodactyla; Bovidae. Bases 1 to 2916 code for a protein of 971 amino acids. The record is from RefSeq and is a predicted model, not a curated record. Gene Ontology annotation, biological process: synaptic vesicle uncoating; clathrin-dependent endocytosis; dephosphorylation. Gene Ontology annotation, molecular function: clathrin binding; phosphatase activity. The transcript has 19 exons. Gene Ontology annotation, cellular component: vesicle; cytoplasm; intracellular membrane-bounded organelle.